Messenger RNA from Pseudoliparis swirei, 10056 nucleotides. It is a transcript of the gene helz, whose product is annotated as helicase with zinc finger. The record is from RefSeq and is a predicted model, not a curated record. Bases 67 to 6354 code for a protein of 2095 amino acids. Gene Ontology annotation, molecular function: metal ion binding; helicase activity. Lineage: Eukaryota; Metazoa; Chordata; Actinopteri; Perciformes; Liparidae. Gene Ontology annotation, cellular component: cytosol; P granule. The transcript has 34 exons. Gene Ontology annotation, biological process: regulatory ncRNA-mediated post-transcriptional gene silencing.
GCGAUGGUCUGACAAGUGGAUCCAAGAUGGCGUAGAAAGUAAAGCUAGACGUUUUGUCCCUGAGUCAUGGCGGACAGGAGAGCGGAGAAGUCAUGUGAAGAAGCCGGCAGGUCGUUAGUUAAGCGGGAGUACGAGGCGGCGGUCAGCCACAGCACGGACGCCCUGGUGGUCCUCGCACCGCAAGUCGAACCUUCUGGCGCACCUUCCGGCGCCCCAGUCCCAUCGAGCCCUCCAUCCCUUGUUGCUGCCGCCGGACCCCUCCGCAGCCGGGCCCUGCUCUAUCGAAUUGCUGCCUUCCUACAGCUGAAAAACUAUGAUGAAGCAGAUGAAGACUGCAAACAUGUCCUUGCAGAAGAGAUUGCCAGAGGGGACGGUUCGCUACAGGCCAGCUUGCGCUUCAUGCUGGUGGAUGGCAGCCUGCAGGAGGUCGCAAGCAUCCUCUCUAAGGCCUUGUAUGGGGAGCCAAUGAAUGGCAUUGUCACAAAAGAUCUUACCAGAUUAAAAAUGCUCUUCUCAGAAAUCGAGUCGAUAAAUAGGGAGAUGGCACCUGAAUACAAAGAGGACCAGGACGAAGAGUUCCAAGAUGGCUGGCAAUUCCGGCCUCCUCCCCGAGGAGUUACCAGCAGUGAGGAAUACACGCUGUGUAAAAGGUACUUGGAGCAGGGUCUGUGUCGGUACGGGGCCCAGUGUACAUCGGCCCAUUCUCUGGAGGAGCUGAUGGAGUGGCAGAAGCGCUAUGCGUCGCGCCUCAUCCGCCUCAAACAGCACCAGGAGAGCAAGAACUUCACCGAGAACUACAUGGAGAACCUGAUCGAGAAGUGGAUGAAUUCUCUCUCCCCAGAGAAAGUGCUAAGUGACGAUUUAGAAGGAGUGACUGUAGAAACCAGCUCCAGCCUCUCUGUUACCGUCGCCACCAAAAAAUAUGCACAUUCCUGGACCUUCUCCUUCUUGUGCAAGCCGGCUAGAAAGCUGUUCCGCAUCGCCCUGCUCUAUGAUGCCCACCGCCCACACUUUUUCAUCACGGAUGUGUCAUCUGGGGAGCGGCUGCAAGCCCUCCCUAACGGGUGCCAAGAGUGGACUCCCGGAGAGGAAACGGGAGUGGCAACGGACAAUGGCCUAGACCACUGUCUCUACAAGGUAGCGGUGGGCUUCAGCACAGAAAUCUUUGGUACCUUCCGUCAGACCGUUGUUUUUGACUUCGGCUCAGAGCCUGUGCUGAUGAAGCGGAUCAUGGUGGAUGCUGCCUCAAUUGAAGACUUGGAACACCUGAUGGCAGCAAGACAGCAGCUCUUGAUCACUUCAAAGCGCUGGGACUCUUCUUGUAAGACCAUCGUAGAAUUCUGUCCCAAUGAAACGAUGGCCGACCUGGAGCGCAGCCUCCUUUCUCGCUAUCAGAUCCCUCUGUCGGCGGAUCAGCUCUUUACUCAGUCGGUACUGGACAAGACUCUGACCAAAGAGAACUACAUGGCGCGGCUGCAUGACCUGCUCUACAUUGAAGAGAUUGCACAAUAUAAGGAAGUUAGCAAGUUUAACAUCAAAGUGAAUCUCCAGCUCGUCACCAGUUUCAUGCUGACAGGCAUCUCUGUUGGAGCCAAGUAUGCCCAGAAUGGACAGCUCUUUGCACGCUUCAAACUCACUGAAACACUUUCUGAGGACACAUUGGCUGGACGGCUAGUGAUGACCAAGGUGAAUUCAGUCCUGCUGCUGCCAAUUGGCCGUGAGGGGGUCAGCAGCCAUCCGCCUCCCGGGGUCAAAGAGCGUGUUUACGAGGCUGUGAUUGAGGAGAAGACCAAGGAUUACAUCUUCCUACGGAUCUGCAAGAACUGCUGUGAUGAGCUUGGGCUACUGCCUGACAGAGAAUUACAGGUGGAGCUCCAGUUCCAGCUGAACAGACUGCCACUCUGUGAGAUGCAUUAUGCUCUGGAUCGCACCAAAGAGAAUGGCAUCCUUUUCCCUGACAUCGCAAUGAUCCCCACCAUCCCCUGGAGCCCCAACAGCCCUGGAAGGAUGGAAAACAAGCAGUGGGACGAGCAGCUGGAUCCCCGUCUGAAUGCCAAGCAGAAAGAGGCCAUCCUGGCCAUCACCACACCGGUCACUAUUCCCCUGCCCCCAAUCCUCAUCAUUGGACCCUAUGGCACGGGCAAGACCUUCACGCUGGCGCAGGCGGUCAAGCACAUCCUGCGCCAGGACAGCAGCAGGGUCCUGAUCUGCACACACUCAAACAGUGCAGCGGACCUUUACAUUAAGGACUACCUUCAUCCUUAUGUGGAAGCAGGCAACGCGCAUGCCAGACCUCUCAGGGUGUACUUCAGGAACCGCUGGGUGAAGACGGUUCACCCAGUGGUCCAGCAGUACUGUCUCAUCUCCAACACACACGUCAAUUUCCGGAUGCCCUCAAAAGAUGACAUCCUUAGGCACCGUGUGGUGGUGGUCACCCUCAGCACCUCCCAAUACCUCUGCCAGCUUGACCUGGAGCCCGGGUUGUUCUCUCAUAUCCUUUUGGAUGAAGCGGCCCAGGCCAUGGAGUGCGAAACCAUCAUGCCUUUUGCUCUAGCAAGCAGUAGCACCCGCAUCGUGUUGGCCGGAGACCAUAUGCAGCUCAGUCCGUUUGUGUACAGCGAAUUUGCCCGUGAGCGUAACCUGCAUGUGUCGCUGCUGGACCGGCUGUAUGAGCACUACCCCGCUGAAUACCCGUGUCGCAUCCUCCUCUGCGAGAACUACCGCUCUCACGAAGCUAUCAUCAGCUACACGUCAGAAUUGUUUUACGAUGGGAAGUUGAUGGCAAGUGGGAAGCAGCCCUCCCACAAGGACUUCUACCCUCUGACCUUCUUCACCGCCAGAGGAGAAGAUGUCCAGGAGAAGAACAGCACCGCCUACUACAACAAUGCAGAGGUCUUUGAGAUUGUGGAGAGGGUGGAAGAGUUGCGCAAAAAGUGGCCAGUGUCCUGGGGUAAGCUGGACGACACCAGCAUUGGAGUGGUGUCGCCGUACGCUGACCAGGUCUUCCGCAUUCGUGCCGAGCUCCGAAAGAAGAGAAUGCAUGAGAUCAGCGUGGAGAGAGUGCUCAAUGUCCAAGGUAAACAGUUCCGGGUGCUGUUCCUCAGCACGGUGCGGACGCGGCACACCUGCAAACACAAGCAGACGGCCAUCAAACGUAAAGAGCAGCUCUUUGAGGACUCGACGGAGGACCUCGACUAUGGAUUCCUCUCCAACUACAAGCUACUCAACACGGCCAUCACCAGAGCCCAGUCUCUGGUUGCAGUUGUGGGAGACCCCAUUGCACUGUGCUCUGUUGGACGUUGCAGAAAGUUCUGGGAGCACUUUAUCUCCAUCUGCUACCAAAACUCAAGCCUCCAUGGCAUCACCUUUGAGCAGAUCAAGUCUCAGCUGGAGGCCCUGGAGCUCAAGAAGACCUACGUCCUCAACCCAUUGGCCCCAGAGUUCAUCCCCCGUGCCCUCAGGCCGAUGCUAGGGCACCACUCUUCAUCGCAGGCCCUCCACCACCAUCAUCCACAUCCUCAGCAUGUACAGCCCGCCUCCAACAAGCAGGGUUCGCAGCAGCAACAACAACAACAGCAACAACAACAACAACAACAGCAGCAACAACAACAGCAGCAACAGCAGCAGUCGCCCCCUAAGGGGAAACAUGCAAACCACACAGAUCAUCUUCCACCUGAAGGAUAUGUCCAACCCAACCCAGCUGUGUUGAUGGGAAACCCUAUUCGGGCAUUCUCACCACCCUUGGGUGGCACGCCAGCUGGCAUGGGCAAGUCACCCAGCCCUGUUCAAAGGAUAGAUCCUCACACCGGCGCCAGCAUCCUCUACGUCCCAGCUGUGUACGGUGGCAACAUGGUCAUGUCCAUGCCCCUGUCUUUGCCAUGGCCAGGUUACCAAAAUCGAUUCCCUGUGGACCCUCGCAUCAUGAACCACCCGGCAGCCAUGGCCUACAACUUUAAUCUGUUGCAGGCCCAGAAUCGAAGCUCCCCCAUCCCGUACAGUGGGGUGGCCCACCCCUCUCAUCUAGGAAUGGGCCAGCCCAGCCCCGACAAGGAGCUACAAACUGACCCCAUCAGAAAUGGCAAAUUAGAAGGAUGUCCAAAGUCAGAACAGAGCCGUCUUCAGACACCAGAGAGGAAAACCAUCGACGUGAAGGAAAAGCAGGGUGAUCUAGACACGGGCCGAAGCCGAAGUCUCGACUCGCAGCAAGACGGGCUUGUUGGAUUUCCCAAUGCGCUGCUCCAACGAAAAGAUCCCUCAGCUGCCCAAAGACCCCUCAACUACCACCUGGCACCACCCAACCCAGCUUUCCCUCCACAUCCUGCCAGUGGCAGAGCCUUCCCCCCACCGUUUCCGAUCUCCAGGCUUCCUUAUCGGGUCAGCCAGCCUCAACACCCAGGGAUGCCCCCACCAAGUCAACAGCAGCAACAGCUCAGCCCUGCCUACACUGGUGGUAGCCACAACGCUUCCUUCUUCAUCGGCCCCAUGCCCCCCAACAGAGCGGUCCAGUCUCCCACUUUGGAUGGGCCGGAGCCUGGCGGGUUGGAAGAGAUGAGUAGCUCCGCCAGGACUCCAAUGGGCCACCCAGGGGGCCACCACCCUGUCCUGUCACAGCAGAACAGGGUCAACAGCUUUGGGGAGGAUGGACAAGAUGGAAGUCUGGGAGAUAAUCUGGAUCUCCAGGGUCCUUUGGCUCUCGAGGCACUGAGCCAGCAGCAGGCCGCCAGACUGGGCCAGUGGGGGGAGGCCCCUGGCCCUUUCCUCCAGGGCAGCGUCCCCUUCCCUCUGCCCCAGCAGCUUGCCCACCUUGCUCAACCUGGCAUGGCUCGCUUCCCCCCUCAGCUGCUCCGGGCAGCGAGUUGGGGCCUUGGUGCCAACGUCGAGGAUGAAGCUGUUAUUUCUGCUUCCACUGGACCGCCUUUCACCAGGUACCCGGGCCUCUUGAGAGAGAUGCCCCCGCAGGAACAUCCCGAACCCAGGGAUGCAGCUGAGAUGCAGCCCCCACCUCAAUCUCGCCUCCUCCAGUAUCGCCAGUCCCGUACCUCAGGUGACCCUUCAUCCUCUUUAGCCGCCACCCCCAAUCAUGCUGGCCCUUUCCCAUCCGGACCAUACCCCCAUGACGCAGGCCGCGAUCUCCUUAACGACAACCCUCUCAAUAACCCAGCUCUGCAGCAGCAUCCGGGAAACCCCAUGUAUAACACUGGUAGCUACCCACUUCAGCCACCUACCAGCACCCCUUCCUCCCAGGUCAAAUACCUGCUGCAAGAGGCCCAGUGGCCUCAUGGUGGAGCUGCAUCAGUGAGCCCACCACAACAGAACCACCUGUUGGGGAACCAGGGCCACGGCCUUCCCUAUGGACUGCCCAUCAUGGCUCACCCAAGCAGGCAGGAGCAAGUCCACCUGAUGCAACUUCACCAUCAGCAGCAGCAACAACAACAGCAACAGCAGCAGCAGCAACAACAGCAGCCGCAACAACCCCUGCAGCAGCAGCAGCCCCUGCAGCAGCAGCAGCCCCUGCAGCAGCAGCAGCCCCUGCAGCAGCAACCACAACAACAGAGUCAAGGUCCAGACCAGGAGUCCUACCAUCCACUUUCCCCCAGAACAUCAGCAGCCACAGCCCUUCACAACGUAGACGAGUAUGAACCCAGAGGUCCCGGCCGGCCUCUCUAUCAGCGUCGCAUCUCUUCGAGCUACCCCGAUGAAUCGUCUCCAGCCAACGCCCACAAUGCCCUCUCCCAACAGACCCAGCCCUGUCCAUCAGACCUCCAGGACCACGUCCAGCACCAUCAGCACCCGCAUGCGCCCUACGGUUACCCAUCGCAUGACCUCUGGCCCAGUAACGGCGGGGGUCCCGGCGCGUUCCAGAACAUUCCAUGUAAAGGAGCCGGUACACUCACGCAGCACCGGGAGCUUCUGGCUUCCAAGGCCCUCCGUCAGACAGAGGAGCAGGUGAAGGCCGAGGUCACAGCAGCACCGCAGACGCAUCCACACUCCCUCAACUCCCUUCAGCAUCUUGGACAGUUUCCUCCUCUCAUGCCCAAUAACAAGCAGCAGCACCAACAACAACAGCAGCAGCAGCAGCAGCAACAACAACAACAGCAGCAGCAGCAGCCACCUCCGCCGCCGCCGCCACCACCACCCCCCCCGCCGCAGGCUCCCGCAGAGGCCAGUCAGGGGGCUGCAAAUUUGAGCAAACCGCCGACCAUGUCCUAUGCCAGCGCCCUGCGCGCUCCACCCAAACCCCGAGCUGUUCGCCCCGAGCAGGUCAAAAAGAACAGCGACCCUCUCUCCCUCUUACAAGAGCUGAGUAUAGGAAGUUCAAAUGGUAGCAAUGGGUACUAUUCCUACUUUAAAUGAGUGUCACCCCUCCCGCAUAUAAGUAAGUGAUUAAAUAUAAAACUACAAAAAAAAAGGUAAAACGCUUUCUAAAAACACACAAAAAAAUAUAUAUAUAGUGCAAAGUGCAUUUACAAAUUGUUUCUAUGAGUAGGUUUGUUUUCUGCAUUUUGUUUCAUUUUAACUUUUUAUUUGUAACAGUCACCUUUUCUCCCGUUUCACAUAUCCGUGAAGAAAAUAAGUAUAUAUAAUGAAUGCAUUACUGGUAUAUAUACAUACUCAUUAUGUAUAUAUGAAUAUAUACUUAUAUUAUCUACACUUGUAUAUGUACGUAAUGCUAUAAAAAACAAAAGUUAUAAAAAAAAUCUAAAAAAAUAAAAUAAAAAAAUUGUUUGGUUGACCACUUGGCUACCUGCAUAUUUCCCCUAAUUGAAGUUGGUUUUGUUGGUUACUAAAUACGUAUGUUGAAGUUUUUAUCAUUUUGUAUUCUUCAGUUUUGAGUGGACGUUACGUCUUGAUUUUUCAUAUUACUGUAGUCGUGGUAACGGACAACAGCUAAGUGGUCAACUGACACAGAAACUACAUGGAACAGUGUAUAGAAGUAGAUCAAAUUUCCUCUAAUCUGUAAAUAUAAAGAAAAUAAAAGACUGAAUUGUAUGCCACAGACAUGUCCUUAAAUUCCUGUAUCAUGCUAGCUUUUGCAUUAUGAAAUAUUUUAUGUUUGCUGGUUUCUGAUCCUUAAUUCUUAGACAUCCUGGGAAUUAUUCUUGAUCAGGUAGUAAAUGGGAUUAUUUACUAAAAUAACGUUACAAAUAUUGAUUGCUUAUUUUACUUUUCACCGAUUUCUCACGAGCAACAAAAGACGGUGUGAAAAUGUCAAAGUAUUGCAACCAUGUCAUUCCUCCUGUGUCGGUGUUAAGGAUCAGAGAACAGACGUCACGGUCGACGACGCGGUUUCCCCCCACGCUCAGUCUAUUUACUUUAUUUGAUUGUGUUUCUUUUCUUUCAGUCGGCAAACAUCUUCAACACAGAAAUUGUUUUAAUUGUCUGAGGAUAUGAAAUGAGUUAUUUUGUCACUAAUUGCUAUUGAGCUUCUUUUUUUUUGGAAAAGGUUGCAGUACUCUGAAGGUUUGUGAAAGUGAGGCGAGAGUGGUGAGGUCAGUGAUGUGUCAUGAGGGGUAAGUGGAAACUGAGGGUGUGAUCAACACUGCCUGUCGGAUGUUUUUGAACACGCUAAAUGUAAACAAUUUUGGGGGGUUAAAUCUGAAGUAUAUUGAAACUGGAUUCGUAGUAAAUACACAUUAAUAAUACACCAGUGUCUUUUUAUAUUUAAAUUGGAUAGGGACUAAGCAGCAUGCUGUAUGUUUGGACCCUAGAUGCUGUCUAAGCUCUUAACAUACUGUGUCGAGAUACCUUUUCAUGCCGUAAACCACAUUGCCCAAAGACAAUUUGGCAUUUUCUCAAUGAAAAUCGUCUAAUCUCUUAAUAUUAUGACUCAUUUAAAAGAUGAUAAUCAGAAACCUCACACAAAAGGUGGUAUUUGCUCCCAGUUCCAACAAAAGCAUUGACCAGUAAAGUACAAGACCAAAUAAUUUCCCUAAUUUUUUUCCUGAUUUCAUGUUAUUUAAAGGGAACGGAUUCCUCCUGCGUUUCAACACCGCUUGAGAUUUAACCUCCCGAAAAUUGCACCGUACAAAUAUCCAAAAAAAUUGUUCAAAGAUGUGUGACUGUUAAUGUGUAGUUUAUGACGUGCGCACGCUGCUACUGGUCAUCCAGACGAUUCCAUGGCUCUCCCGUUUCAGUCCCGUCUGAUUGAUAAGCUCACGUUAAAGCGGUAGAUUAAUCUCCUUCCCCCUUUUUAAUUGACUUGGAAAAAGCUCCGACUGCGCUUCACAUAAGCAACGUCAACGUCGCUUUCCUCACGCACGACGACGCGAUGAGCGCGUGAACGUCCGCGUUGGAGGUCAGCGAGUUGCUCAUCGUCACGCAGACGCACACGGAUCCUCACGCGUGAACUUCACCGCGAUCGUCGCGACGCCUCGGUGAUCGGAAGUACCGUGCGAGAAAAAUAUGAAAAGAUGCCGAUGUUAUAUCUGCCAAGGAAAGCAAUACUGGAAAAACAGUCAUCCAGUGCUCAGUCCCGUUUAUGUGUCAUUAAUUUUAAUUGUUAAAACACCACUGCCCCAUUUUCAAAUUCCAACUGUCACGCGGCCGCUGGACCGUUAAAUCUUUCCCGACGUCACGUCCCCAGAGAGCCGGCGCCCCACCGCUAAGAACGUACGCGUGGUUUUUAAGUCAGCGGAGAGCUUCGCGGUUUUAUUUGUGCGCUUUAAAGUUUCGACAUUGUAAUUCAAAGGUCCAGAUUUUCUGACUCGGCGGAGAACAACACAUACUUGUAAAUAUGCAUUUUCUAGGUAUUUACAAACAAGAACUUUGGGAUUUCCUCAAUUUUGUAGGAGCUGUUCAAAGAAGAGGUCUGCCCUUUUUAAUUAUGCAAAUUCACACAAAAAUAAUAAUUCUAAAAAUGGACAACAACCUAGUUGGUAGUUGCAACAUCUUGUUGACAACUUUGUAGAUUGUUUUUGUUUUCUUUUACUUAAGAUGGUGUCUGGCUGAUUUGACAAAGAGGAGAUCUUCUGUUGCAGCUGUUAUAAGAUGACUUAUUUCAACUGUACAAUACAUAUUUUUAAGUAUGUUGCUGGAUUUGUCCUGUUCUGUUAUCUCACCGCUGUACAACAAUCAUCAUUGUUUUUUUUUUAAUGUGGUCUUUUUUUUCUUUUCAUGCAUGUUGAGAUGACCUGGCUGGUUUGUAUCCCUGUUUUUAUCAGUUUGUAUUGAUUUGUGGAUGAAAAUAACGAAAAAAACACACAAAAAUAAGCUUUUGUUCAACCUAAAGAAUCAAAUUUUGGUAUAUUAUUUGAUGUGUACAAUAACUUGUGACAUUAUCAACAAAACUAUUAUAAUAUUUUACUAACAUGUCAAUCCAAUAUGUAAUGGUUAUGUAAGUUCUUUUUUUCUGCAGUUAGCGGGUCUGAGGCUGAGGUUGCUCCCUGUGUGCGUUACCGUGGGGAUAAUCUCUCCCCAAAGCAGUAGUUGGCUAAUCUCUAUAGUAGCGCAAUACUAAUGUCACCGCUUCUUCACUUUUUAUUUAUUUUUGAGGCAGAACAGAUUGAGCCAAAGACAUUUUAAAGGGAUUUUAUUUACAAAUCUUUGUCGUUUUUAUGGCUUCAUUUUUUCCUUUUUUUAUUUUUCUUUUUUUAUUAGUUUCGACAGGAUCUUUUCUAUGAAAUAAAGGGUCUUCACUCGGUAAUGAAGUCCCACCUCCUAACAUUGCACCAUAUAUCAUCUUAUAUCUUAUUAUGUUUGCUUUUUAAAGAAAACCAAGCGAAACCAACGUGUGUGUGUGUGUGUGUGUCGCACGUAGAGGGAGCAGCCUUGUGCCCAGCCAGUAGAGAUCUGUGUUCAGCCUUCUAUAAAUGCCACAUCUCUUCCUGUUCUCUGUUCGCUCUCCUCUGUUCGCUGCAGUGAAUCAAUGGCACACCUGUUCCCCAGCCUCCCGUUCCCACUAGUCCCUCCCUCGUGGGUACAAAAAUAAUGAAUAGAUCUGUUUUACUCUUCUUCAUUUCAAUUGGUGGUGGUUAUAAUAAAGGAUUUAGACUGUGUUUCAAAAGUUUAUUUUCUUUUUUUAUUUGUUUCUCUAUUAAAGUGUUUUUAUUGAAACUG